Callithrix jacchus (white-tufted-ear marmoset) is the source of this 7446-nucleotide messenger RNA. NCBI's taxonomy places the organism in Eukaryota, Metazoa, Chordata, Mammalia, Primates, Cebidae. The record is from RefSeq and is a predicted model, not a curated record.
GAUGGGAUCAGAGACACAGCCUCAGCUGCCUACAGCGGAAGUUACCCGACUACACGAGGCUCCCAAACUACACUUCCCACAAUUCCCGGGAAAACUCUUUACCUCUUUGCCUGACUGGGACGCAAGUGCAGUCGGCCAAGCUGAGAGCCUGGAUUGUGUUUCACCUGCGCCGCUCCCAGAGGAAUUCCUUAAUUCGCCCUUCUUGGAACCGAAAUGCUUCCAAAGACAGAGAGCUCGUAUAUAUAUUUCUCUAUUUGCCCCAGCGGACCGUGCAUGAAAGGCGUCUUUCCUGGAGCCGGUGUCUCUGACCCUGUGGAUCUUCUGGACAAUUCCCAGAAUCGCUUUCAGGGCAGCACUUCCCCUUAAGUAGUCUCUUUCUCGUUUGGACAGUCAGUAUUUGCAUAGACACUAUUCUCUUUUCGUUAGUCUAACUUUAUACUAAGGCCAGCUUGACUGCCUUCCCCCUAAAGUUUUUUUUUUCUUAAACGCGACACAAACCCAAACAAACUUGACCAAAGCGGACUCUACUUACCUACCGACCUACCUACCGAUCAACCAACCAACCAACCAAGAAAAUACCCCAUAAAGGAGAGAACGGAGAAGGUUGCAAUACGAAAAACAUAACAAAAAAUUACAGAAUGGAAGUGAUGGGUACGCUAAAAAUGCAGGUACUGAAAGGAAAUUGGGCUGAUGUAUACUGGACACCGAAUUUAAGGAAUACAAAAUCUCAACCUUUCUUUAACUGGAUUACCUUUUUAUUCCAUUUCGGUGUGGACGCGUCUGAAACUGAUAGUGCUGUUGCUACUUGCCAUAAUGUAUUUGUUGCAAGAUCCACAAGAACGUGGCUGCCAAGAAUCCACAAAAAACAGAUGCAACCGCUGAUGAGGCCAUAAGCAGAUGGUUCCCACGUUUCCUUGACUUUACUGAUGAUGAAAUGCUACUCAUAAGGCAAAUGGAAGGACUGUAUCAAUACAGACAGAAUAUUAUUAUGGGAAGGCGUAAGUCCCUUAUAACAUCCUGCAUUUUUUUUUUCUUCCUUGGGAAAAUCUAUUACAUCACCUAUUUUCACCCUGCCCUUAUUAUCUUAAAUACUGUAAGUUGUCUUAUGGAAGACAGAAUCAUUCAGGGAAGAUGGUGAAUGGGUUGACACGAUCCAGAGAAGUAAGAGGAAAAUAAAAAGAUAUAACGGCCAAUCUGUGAAAAUGCUCAGUGGCUUAAAAGACACUAUUAAGAGAUGAGACUAUUUGAUUAUUUAAUGAGUCCUUUCCAAGGAAAUGGUUUUGAAAAUACAUAUGGUUUACAUAUUAAAGUAGAUCAAUCUGAUAAUAGAUGAAAUUUUUUGAUAAAAUGAAAGGAAAAUUUAAAAAUACAAGGGACAGAAUGAUGCUUUGAGUACUUCCACUUCCAGUAAUAAUAAAAUGAGUGAUGUGGAACAAAUAUCUGGCAGACGAAAGGUGGGCAAAUUUUUCAAAUGUCACAAGGCAUCAAAAGACAACCUAAAAAUAUCAUUUAUUUGAAUAGGAGAAUGUUUGAGGGCACAUAUUAAAAAUAAAAAACAACAUAAUUUAUUUUUUCCAUUAUAUCCUCCACUACCCACUCUCAUUUUCUCCCUGCUACAUCAGUAGCUAGGCUGAUCUCUUUAAUGUGUGCCUGUUGUUGGUAUGGCCUUUUGGCAAAAUGUGUGGAAUUUGGGGUGCAUAUGUAUGGUUUGUGUUAUAAAACUCUUAAACUUUUUCACUCAAAACUAUGUUUUUCUCAAUAUUUUACUACAAAAUUUUUUUGAGACAGGGUCUCACCUUGUCACCUUGGCUGGAGUACUGGCAUGAUCACAGUUCACUGCAGCCUUGACCACUGGGCUCAAGCAAUCUUCCAACCUCAGCCUCCAAAGUAGCUGGGACUAUUGGUGUGCCCAACCACAUCUGGCAUUUUUUUUUUCAAAGAUGGGGUCCCACUAUGUUGGCCAGGCUGGUCUCUAACUCCUGGCCUCAAGUGAUCUUCCCACCUUGGCCUCCCAAAGUGCUGGCCUUACAGGCAGGAGCCACUGUGCCUAGCCCUGAAAUUUUUUAACAUAAAGAAGAGUCGGAAGAGUUAUACAGUGUUGACCCAUAUAUUCUCAGCUUAGAUUCUAAAAUUAGCAACAUGUAUUUCUUAGCCGUUCACCUAGCCAUGUUACUUAUCAGUUAUCUAUUCAUCAGAACAUUAACAUUACCCUCCAAAUUCCCUCAUGACACUUCCCUGUAAGUCUCUAACCCCUUCCCCUGGUGGCAACCACUGUUCUAUUUUUUCACCAUACAUUUAAAUAAUUUUAGAACAUUAAAUAUACGGAACCAUAUGGUAAGUACUCUUCUGCAUUCCAAUUCUUUUGAGUAUAGUGUUUUUCAGAUGCAUCCAUGUUGAUGCACUAUCAGUCAUUUGAUCCAUUUUAUUACUGAGUGAUGUUUAAUGCACGAAUAUGUGUUUUUUUGGAAACCUGCUUACAUUUUAAUUUUUUUAACUAUUAGGAAUAAAGCUCCUGCAGCAUACUUAUAAAAGUCUUUUUACAGGCAUAUGCUUUCUUUUCUCUGGAAUAAACAUCUAUUAUUAGAAUUGUUUGAUGUGUUUAACUUAAGAAACUACCAGAUCGCUUUCCGCACUACCUGCCGAGGGCUCCAAACGGCGUUGUUCCGGAUUCCCGUCGUAACUUAAAGGGAAACUUUCACAAUGUCCGGAGCCCUUGCUGUCCUGCAAAUGGAGGAUGUCCUUAAGUUCCUGGCAGCAGGAACCCAUUUAGGUAGCACCAACCUUGACUUCCAGAUGGAACAGUAUAUCUAUAAAAGGAAAAGUGAUGGCAUCUACAUCAUAAAUCUGAAGAGGACCUGGGAGAAUCUUCUCCUGGCAGCUCGUGCCAUUGUUGCCAUUGAAAACCCUGCUGAUGUCAGUGUUACAUCCUCCAGGAAUACUGGCCAGAGGGCCAUGCUGAAGUUUGCUGCUGCCACUGGAGCCACGCCAAUUGCUGGCCGCUUCACUCCUGGAAUCUUCACCAACCAGAUCCAGGCAGCCUUCCGGGAGCCAUGGCUGCUUGUGGUUACUGACCCAAGGGCUGACCACCAGCCUCUCACAGAGGCGUCUUAUGUUAACCUACCUACCAUUCCUCUGUGUAACAAUAGCGCAGAUUCUCCUCUGUGCUAUGUGGACAUUGCCGUCCCAUGCAACAACAAGGGAGCUCACUCAGUGGGUUUGUUGUGGUGGAUGCUGGCUCGGGAAGUUUUGCACAUGCGUGGCACCAUUUCCUGUGAACACCCGUGGGAGGUGAUGCCUGAUCUCUACUUCUACAGAGAUCCUGAAGAGAUUGAAAAAGAAGAGCAGGCUGCUGCUGAAAAGGCUGUGACCAAGGAGGAAUUUCAGGGCGAAUGGACUGCUCCAGCUCCUGAGUUCACUGCUACUCAGCCUGAGGUUGCCGACUGGUCUGAAGGGGUGCAGGUGCCCUCUGUGCCUAUCCAGCAGUUCCCUACUGAAGACUGGUCUGCAGCUCCCACUGCUCAGGCCACUGAAUGGGUAGCAGCAACCACUGAAUGGUCUUAAGCUGUUCUUGUGUGGCCGCUUAAACAACAUAUAAGGUUCAUGGAAAAUAAACAUUGAGUUUCUAAAAGAAAAAGAAACCACCAGAUCAUUUCCCAGAUUAAUUUCACACUGCCUCCCAAAAUACAUGCAAUUUCUGAUUGUUUUGAAUCCUAAUAAGCAUUUAUUGUUAUCAGUAUCUUUUUUUUUUAGACGGAGUUUCACUGUUGUUACCCAGGCUGGAGUGCAAUGGCAGGAUCUCGGCUCACCGCAACCUCCGCCUCCUGGGUUCAAGCAAUUCUCAUGCCUCAGCCUCCCGAGUAGCUGGGACUACAGGUGCGCACCACCAUGCCCAGCUAAUUUUUGUACUUUUAAUAGAGAUGGGGUUUCACCUUGUUGACCAGGAUGGUCUCGAUCUCUUGACCUCGUGAUCCACCCGCCUCGGCCUCCCGAAGUGCUGGGACUAUAGGCGUGAGCCACCACACCACCACACCCGGCCAGUAUUUUUUUUUUUCAUAUUAAACUUCUUUUUCUUUUUCUUUUUUCUGUUUUUUUGUAUUUUAGGUUUUGGGGUACAUAUGAAUUUUUUUUUUUUGAGAAAGAGUUUCACUCUUGUCAUCCAGUCUGGAGUGCAGUGCCAUGAUCUUGGCUCACUGCAACCUCUACCUCCUGGGUUCAAGCGAUUCUCCUGCCUUUGCAUCCUGAGUAGCUGGGAUUAUAGGAACUUGACACCAUGCCUAGCUAAUUUUUGUAUUUUUAAUAGAAACAGAGUUUCUCCACGUUGGCCAGGCUGGUCUCGAAUUCCUGACCUUGGGUGAUCGCCUAUCUCAGCCUCCCAAAGUCCUGGGAUUACAGGCAGGAGCCACCGCGCCCAGCCUGUUAUCAGUAUUUUUAAUAUCUGCCAUUCUGGUGGUUGUGUAGUUGUAUCUCACUGCAGUUUUCAUUUGCUUUUCCCUGAUGACCAAUGAUAUCAAACACACUUCUUCAUGGGCUAUAUUAACAAUUUGCAUGUCUUCUGUUGUAAAGUAACGGUUCAAAUUUUGCCCAUUAUAAUUGAGAUGUUGGACUCUUUAAUAUUGUAUUGUAGAAAUCUUUAUAUAUUUUCGAUGUCAGUCGGCCUGAAAUUUGGGCAGAGUAUAAGGUAGACGAUACUUAGGCCCUUAGGCAAAACCCUUUGCUUGACAUCUUUUUCCCUGGAUUUCGUCUCUCACUUUCCAGGUCCUCUGUCACCUAGCUCUUCAAGCCAGUGGACACUGCAGAAGCAUCCACGGGUUCAAGGAAACAGGGAUCAAAAAUAUUCAGGAAAAAAACAAUAAAAUUUAGCAACACAACAGUAAAAACAACACAAGUAAAAAACCCAAUACAGUAAAAAACUAUUUACAUGGCAUUUUUAUCGUAUAAGGAUAGAAAUAAUUUGAUAUAUACAGGAUGAUAUGCAAAGGUUACAUGAGAAUUUUAUGGCCAUUUUACAUAACGAACUUGAGCAUCCAUGGACUUUGAUAUCCAUAAGGGUCCCUGAACCAGUUCCCCACCUAUACCAAGGGACUACUGUAUCCAGGAUUUUUUCAUCUAGUUCAUGAAGAAUAUUCAUCUGUAGUUUUCUUUCCUUGUAAUUUCUUUGUCUGGUUUGGUAUUAUCAGAUUAAUGCUGGCCUCAUGAAACAAGCCAGAGGUGGGUGGGUGUCUCUUUUUGUUUCUGGGUUUAUUUACAAUUCACAUCUUUACUCUUUACAUGUUUAGUAGAAUCUACCAAUGAAGUAAUCUCUUCGUUCGUUUUGUUUGUUUGUUUGAAUGGACCAAGACAUCCAAUGAAGUAAUCUCAAUAUUGUUUUGCUGUUGUUAUUAUUGUUGUUGGAAGGCUUUAUCCAUUAAAUCCGUUUCGAAAUAUGUCUCAGGCCAGACAGUUGCAAUGGCUCACGCCUGUACUCCUAGCACUUUGGGAGGCCAAGGCAGGCAGCGCGCUUGAGCCCAGGAGUUCAAGACCAGCCCAGGCAACAUGGUAAAACCCCAUCUCUACAAAAGAUACAAAAAAUUAGCCGUGCAUGGUGGUGUAAGCCUCUAGUCCCAGCUACUCAGGAUGCUGAGGUGGGGCGGGAGAAUCAACUGAAUCUGGGAGUUUGAGGCUCAGUGAGCCAUGGUCGUGCCUCUGCACUCAAGCCUGGGUGACAGAGCAAGACCCUGUCUCAAAAAAAAUUUAUACAUUUAUAUGUAUGUAAAAAUUAUAUAUACACACAUACAUACACAGAACUAUCUAGGUUAUCCAUUCUUUUUGAGUGAGCUUUGGUAGUUUGUGCCUUUCAAGUAAGAUUCCAUGUCAUACAAAUUGAUGAACUGAUGAACAGAGUUGUUCGUAAUGUUCCCUUAUAAUCCUUUUAAUACCUGUAAAAACUGCAAUAACGUUCCCUCCCUCCUGAUUUUUGUUUUCUUUUUCCCUGUUGGUCAGUUACUUGAAAGGUUUAUCAACUAUAUUGAUCUUCUCAAAGAAUCAGGUUAUGAGUUUACUGAUUUUUAAAUAUCGUUUUCCUGUUUCCAAUUUCGUUGACUUAUGUAGACAUCACAAAACGUCACUGUCCUCUCAGGGACCGAGCUGGGCUCAAGAAUUAAGUUAACAUAACAUAGAUUAACAGGAGAACAGCAUGAAAAUUUAUUUAAUACAAGUUUUACAUGGGACCAGAGCCUUCAUAAGAGAAUGAAGCUCCAGCCGGGCGCGGUGGCUCAAGCCUGCAAUCCCAGCACUUUGGGAGGCCAAGGCAGGGGAUCAUGAGGUCAAGAGAUCGAGACCAUCCUGGUCAACAUGGUGAAACCCUGUCUCUACUAAAAAUACAAAAAAUUAGCUGGGCAUGGUGGCACGUGCCUGUAAUCCCAGCUACUCAGGAGGCUGAGGCAGGAGAAUUGCCUGAACCCACAAGGCAGAGGUUGCAGUGAGCUGAGAUCGUGCCACUGUACUCCAGCCUGGGUAACAAGAGCGAAACUCUGUCUCAAAAAAAAAAAAAAGAAAAAGAAAAUAGAAAAUGAAGCUCCAAAGAAACAGUCAGUUAUGUAUAUACUGUAGUGAACAAAGAAUAGUACGUUGUUAAGAAGCCAUUAGGCCGGGCCUGGUGGCUCAUGCUUGUAAUCCAAGCACUUUGGGAGACAGAGGCAAGAGGAUAGCUUGAAACCAGGAGUUUGAGACCAUCCUGGGCAACACAGUGAGACUGCAUCUCUACAAAAUAAAAAUAAGUUAAAAAUAAAAAAUAUUAUUUUUUAAAGAAGAAGCAACUAGAUCAUGUGGAGAGGCUUGAAAGAUGUUAUUUUAAGGUGGUCUGUGUGAAAUUUUGGGCUUGACUUCUCAUUUUGAGGAAAAGCAUGUUGCUCCUUUUUUCUACUAUAAGGAAGGUAUUUUCCUUCCUUCCUUCCCACCCUCCCUCCUUCCUUCCUUCUUACCAUUUCACUUUCUUUUCUUUCUUCUUCUUUCAAGACAGGCUGUGUGAGGCCCUGUCUUGAAAGAAGAAAGAAAAUAAAGGGAAAAAGUCACAAUCAAAACUCACUAAACUGCAGUGUUGAAUUCCUGUGGUCAAACGAUUCUCCUGCCUCAGCUUCUGGAAGAGCUGGGACUACAGGUAAACACUUGGCAUUUUUUUUUUUUUAAGAGAUGGGGCCUUGCCAUGUUGCCCAGGCUGGUCUUGAGCUCUUAGUCUCAAGGCUCUCACCUGGACCUCCCAAAAGCACUGGGAUUACGGGUGUGAGCCACCGCACCCAUCCAAGAGGGUGUCUUUCACAAGGGAAAUUUAUUUUCUGUUUUUAAGAACUGGUACAAACAUCACAGUGAUCUUUUUGCACCUGCUAUUUUCCAAGUGCCUUUAACUUAGUAUACCAGAGUGGUAUAUUAACUCACUUGUUUUUUCCUUCAUUCUGCUUGCUUUGGUUUCAA